UCUGCAAUGAUCUCCUGCAUCAACGAUCGAUUCGGUUUUAAAGAAAAAUCUAAUUUGAGAGGUGAAAUUGAGCAUUCAUUAACGGGGGAGAUUGAUGAGGAAUGUUAUGAGGAGAAAGAAUUAGAAGUUGGGGAGAAGUACUGGAGGUGGUGGAGGGAGGGGGUGGAGUCCAACAGCGUGCGUGCAUGGCGGACGGUGCCGCAUCGCUGCAUGCCCCACAUCCAGAGGUACUACACAAGUGGAGGCGCCGCCGAAGAUGACCAGCAGGGACGACGGUACGAGAGGGAUGUGGACUUGGUGGUGGAGGAAAUAAAGGAGUAUGCGAAUGGGGUCGUGGUGUCGGAUGACGGCAUGGAUGCCUGGGUCUUGGACGUCGACGACACGUGCAUCUCCAAUCUCCCCUACUACCAGUCCCGCCGCUUCGGGUGUGACCCAUUUGAUGCAGAGACUUUUGUGGCAUGGGCAAUGAAAGGGGAAUGCCCAGCUAUUCCUGCAGUGCUUAAAUUGUUCAAACAAUUGGUUGAAAGUGGGUAUAAGGUUUUCCUAGUGACUGGCAGAGAUGAACUCACUCUUGCCCAACCCACUCUUUCUAAUUUGCAUAAUCAAGGAUUUAUUGGCUAUGAGCGCCUAAUUAUGAGGAAUAGUUGUACAUCCAAGAAACAAAGUGUUAUCAUGUACAAGUCUGGAAUUCGACAAGCGUUAGUAGCACAAGGGUAUAGAAUAUUGGGAAAUGUGGGAGACCAAUGGAGUGAUCUCGAAGGUGACUGCUCUGGCAAUUGCACUUUCAAAAUCCCAAAUCUUAUGUAUUUUGUUCCAUAAGCUUCUGUUGCUGCCUAAAAAUCGAGCAACCUUCGUGGAUCGUUCCUUGAUCAUGACUACCUAAAAAAGGUCAAGUAAAAAUGACUUGGAGG
Molecule: messenger RNA, 911 nt
Organism: Malania oleifera
Lineage: Eukaryota; Viridiplantae; Streptophyta; Magnoliopsida; Santalales; Ximeniaceae
Product: acid phosphatase 1-like
Exons: 3
Coding region: 7-819 (270 amino acids)
Molecular function (GO): acid phosphatase activity
Source: RefSeq, a predicted model, not a curated record